Molecule: messenger RNA, 2577 nt
Organism: Talaromyces marneffei
Lineage: Eukaryota; Fungi; Ascomycota; Eurotiomycetes; Eurotiales; Trichocomaceae
Exons: 5
Coding region: 1-2577 (858 amino acids)
Biological process (GO): glycoprotein catabolic process; carbohydrate metabolic process
Molecular function (GO): beta-mannosidase activity
Source: RefSeq, a predicted model, not a curated record
AUGGCUUUCCUUCAGCAGCGACUGUCCACUGGCUGGACCUUCAAAGACCGAGACAGCGAGGAACUGGAUGCCUGGAUGCCUGUGCCAACUAUCCCCUCAACAGUACAGCAAGAUCUCAUUGCAAACAACAAGCUCGAAAAUCCUUAUAUAGGAUUUAACGAACUCAAAGCCCGCUGGGUCAACGAGAAAUCCUGGAUUUAUAGGCAUGCAUUCCAGCAGCCAGAAAUACCUACCGGUGCGACAGUGGUCUUGGUAUUCGACGGACUAGACACAUUCGCUUCGUGCAAACUUGACGGGCAGACGAUCCUCGAAAGUGACAACAUGUUCAUGGGUUAUCGUGUGGACGUCACCGAAGCUCUACAAAACUCACCCGAAGGAGGACAACACGUUCUAGAAAUCGAAUUCGACUGCGCCCAGUCCAGGGCACGCAAGAUACGCAGCGAACAUCCAGAUCAUAAAUGGACGGGUUUCAAUGGCGAUAUGGCACGCUUGGCUGUACGUAAAGCUCAGUAUCACUGGGGCUGGGACUGGGGUCCUGUCAUUAUGACGGCGGGGAUUUGGCGGGAUGUGCGAUUGGAGGUUUAUUCUGCUCGAGUAGCGGAUUUAUGGCCAAAGACGACGAAGAUUGAUUUCAAUGGCAAGGUGGCGAGUGUCACGGCGAUUGCAAGGAUAGAUACAUCGGCCUCGACAUUGCUGAAAGAUCUUACGGCUUCCUUUCGCUUGAGUCUGCGAGGACAAGAAAUUGCGCGCCAGGAAAACAUUCCUGUGAACAAUAUCGAUCAAGUUGCCCAGGCAGAAUUCCAGGUCAGCGAUCCGGAACUGUGGUGGCCCCAUGGCUACGGUUCUCAGCCCCUGUACAAAGUCUCAGUGUCCCUAUCACACAACGGCAAAGAGCUACACGACACCUCCAAGAAAUUCGGCAUCCGGUCCGCCGAAAUCAUCCAACAACUAGAUAAACAUGGCAAGUCAUUUUUCUUCCAGAUUAAUGGGGUAGAUGUUUUCUGUGGAGGGUCGUGCUGGAUUCCUGCCGAUAGUCUGUUGCCAAGUAUAGAUGCAGAGAGAUAUAGGAAAUGGAUUGAGCUUAUGGUAGCGGGUGGGCAGGUUAUGAUCAGAGUCUGGGGCGGCGGUAUCUACGAAGAUGAUAGAUUCUACGAGGCCUGCGAUGAGCUCGGUGUGCUGGUAUGGCAGGACUUUAUGUUUGGCUGUGGCAACUACCCGGCCUGGCCUAAGAUGCUAGAUUCAAUUCGACAAGAAGCUAUCUACAACGUACAGCGCUUGCGCCAUCAUCCUUCUAUUGUGAUCUACGUCGGCAAUAAUGAAGAUUACCAGGUCCAGGAGCACGCGAAACUCACCUAUGACUAUGAUGAUAAGGAUCCUGACAACUGGCUCAAGUCAGACUUUCCAGCACGCUACAUCUAUGAGAAAGUACUCCCGGAAGUGGUAGCCGAAUACUCACCAAGCACGUUCUAUCACCCAGGUAGUCCCUGGGGUGACGGCAAAAUCACAUCUGACCCUACUGUUGGGGAUAUGCAUCAAUGGAAUGUAUGGCACGGAACUCAAGAAAAAUACCAAAUCUUUGCCUCGCUCGGAGGUCGCUUCAACAGCGAAUUCGGCAUGGAGGCAUUCCCGCACCUGUCGACGAUAGACUACUUUGUCGAAAACGAAGAGGACAAGUUCCCGCAAUCGCAUGUGUUGAAUUUUCAUAAUAAGGCUGAUGGGCAUGAGAGGAGGUUGGCGACAUAUCUGGUGGAGAAUUUGAGAAUGGCUACUGAUUUGGAGACAUAUAUCUACCUAACUCAAGUCGUUCAAGCAGAGACAAUGAUGUUCGGAUACCGUGGCUGGCGGCGACAAUGGGGAGACUCGCGACACUGCGGAGGCGCACUAUUGUGGCAACUGAACGAUUGCUGGCCUACGAUCUCCUGGUCCAUCGUGGACUACUUCCUGAGGCCCAAACCAGCUUAUUAUACCGUCAAACGGGCGCUUAAAACACUCACGAUUGGCGUUCAACGUGAACACCAUGACUGGAGUGUUGCGCAUGCCCAGCUGCCGACGAAAAGUCGGUAUGAGCUGUGGGUUGCGAGUAGUCGUCAAGACGAGGUGUUCAAUGCAACGGUCGAAUUGCAGUUUUUGUCGGUUGUGUCGGGCAGGGAUAUACGUGCCCCGGUUCUGUUUGAGAAUAUCACGAUUGCAGCGAAUGGGACUACGGACAUGAUCACGGACGGGAUUAUAGAUCAUGUCGCCGAGCCAGAGGCUCAUGUUUUAUCUGCACGGCUUUGGGUGAAUGGGCUCAUUGUGGCGAGGGAUGUGGACUGGCCUCAGCCAUUCAAGUACCUUGAUUUCUCGGAUAGGGGGUUGGAAGUGAAUCCGGAGACAACGAUUUCAGCGGCAGGAGAGAGACAACAGAUUGUCAAAAUUAGUGCACGGAAACCCAUGAAAUGUCUCGUUUUUGAGGAGAGGGAUGGCGUGCGGGUGAGCGAUAGUGCUAUAGACAUUGUUCCCGGUGAUGAGCAGGUGGUUACUGUUACGGGGCUGGGUGAGAGUGAUACUCCAUUGAAGUAUCGUUAUUUAGGCCAAUAG